Molecule: messenger RNA, 7054 nt
Organism: Schistosoma rodhaini
Lineage: Eukaryota; Metazoa; Platyhelminthes; Trematoda; Strigeidida; Schistosomatidae
Source: the annotation of a GenBank genome assembly
GGAAACUUGACUUAUUCUUAGGGAGGAAAGAUAACACAUUGUGAUUUACCGAUUUCCUUUUUCCUCUAUUAUCGUUAAUAUAUCUAGGUUCCUGCCUGGGGGUACUGGUGGUCCACUGCUAUUAGAUACGGAAGCCCGUUAAGUGAAAGCUUCCUUUAUUCCAUCCAAAACUAUUUGACAAUAAAACUGAGACCCUUUGUUUCAAGCUAAGCGCUACUCCCGGGUGUAUUUAAUAUACUCUUAGGUGUCGUUGAAAAACUCGUUUUCGACCAUAUUGUGGAUUAAAGAUGUGCUCAUGGGAAUAUAUGGUUGAUAUUCCUAACGGAAACUUAGCUAAAUUACUUCUGAAUUUUUUCAUUUCCUGCCGUGACUAAAUAAUGUAGCUUUUCGCUUGAAUGUUGCCCUUAGGGCGAAGCAUCUCGAAGUUCACAUGUUAAAAGUUGCUUAAAUAUACACCAACCAGUCUAUUUUUUGCCUACAUAUACCAGUGUUUUGUUACCACCAUCCAGAAUGUCUUCGACAUUUACUUACUGCUGGAAAAACAUAUCUUAGCGAUUGACCUCAAUAUGAAGAGUAUUUCGUGUUUAAGAAGAAAUUUGCGGGAAUUCUAAUCAUAAUUCUCAAAAAUAUCAGCAUUAUGCUGUCUGUCAUACUUUGUCUUUGUAAGUGAGAAGUAUGAUGAUUAUUGAUGUCUAGAAAAUGUAGAACUCAGCUAUGUAUUUGAGGUUUGCUUAAUAAGAACAUGUACUAAAGAUGUCUCCUAUUCCAAAUGAAGAUUGGUUUAUUUAACGUUUAAAUCCACCUCAUUUUUCUCAGUUUAUCACAUACAUAUGAGAAUGCUGAAGUAUAUGUAGAUAUUAGUUCAUUGGUGAAAAGUGAUCAUGUAAAAGUCGAGACAAUAACAUUGAAACUAAGAGUCCCCCUUUUUGUUGGUAGUCAGCAUUAUUGUCUGGUAAGUUCUGAGACUUAAUAUCUAUCAACUGUUGUGGUGAGGUUGUAUUGGGAUUAUAUAACCGUUCUUCCGUUGAUUUUAUGUUUGCUUUGUCUCAUCAUGAGAGAAACCUGAUAUAAAUUCUAGAAAGUCCUCUUGCUCACACUGGCCCGUUAGAACUUUGCUGUUAAUGUGUCCACAUAAAAAGAAUAAUAGAAAUCCGUUCCUACUUCGUAUGGUUCAGUAAGAUCAAGUUGUUAAACCAUGUCUUAUGUGAAGUUCCAAGAGAGGUAAAAUCGGUGGUCGAUUCCGGUCUCAUAGCCUAACCCUGCAUAUAUCUCAAUGAUGCCUUCAAAUUGUCACUCAUCUGAAAUGUAAAUAAAUUGUUAAAGGAAUCCAUGAUCCUACAUAUCUAUUCCUUAUACUUUCCUGCUGAGGAUGUUUCUAGGGCUUUCGGUUCCUUCCCAUUUGACAGGGAAACAAAACUGAUAAUCCACCCAUGUUACUGAACAUACAAUGAAAGGAUAAAUUAUUCAAAAUGUUACAUCAUUUGUUUAAUAUUCUAAGUCAAUUCGAUGGUUGCUACAAGCUUUUGAAAAGUAGCAUGCGCGUUUGAUAAUCUGUAUUAGUGAAGACGUCCUAUUCCCAGUUUCUACCUAAGACCUCAGUCAAUCUCGCUGCUAGUACUGGACCGCCAUCCUUAAAAAUUUCAGGGGUAAACCUGUCAGGGCCUGCUACUCUCUCUCACUUUAGAUUUCUUAUAGCUUUUUCAAGCUCGUGAAGAGUUGGAGAAUUUACAUUAACUUAUCAUUCAGGUCGACUGGGGAUCGUGGUAAACCGAAGUGUAGGUGAAGGCCAGUUGAACUGACCCCUAAAGUGUUCUGCCCAUCGAUCUGAUCUGAAUUGAGAGUGAAAUAUGUGUCCAUCUUUAUCCGAGGUAGUUUCGCUGACAUUAGGGUUCCUAAUACCGAUUUCUUUAACAAGUCUGAACAGUUGUCUGCUGUUGCUAUUACUGCUGCCUUUUCCAUCUCUUGCUUUUGCUACUCACCACUGUUCGCGAUCAUUGCGUAGGCUUCUUAUUAGCCUGCGCGUAAGUGGACUCCGCUCUUUGAGAUACAACCAAAACAAAGAAAUAAACAAUGACAGAUUUAAGGUCAAUAAGAACCAAUCAACAUCGAGGUUCAGAGGACAAGCUGUGAAUCACAUGUGAAGAAAUUCAAACACUUCACUUCUACCCGAAGUUUGUGCUGAUGAUGUCGUUCAGAAGGACGAUGAAAGCUCCACGACCAAACCAUCCAGCUCAGAAAACAAACCAACAUCAAAACUCCGCUCUUCGUUAUGUUCAGACACCAUAAGAUCCACCCAGGUGUCUUUUCCUUUCGCUUAGUCUACCUACUUGAGCAUUAAAGUCACCAGCCACUAUUAAUGCAUCAGAGCGCCUAGCUUUUCGGAGAAGGUCGGAAAGCUUUCUAUAAAACUCAUCUUUUGCAUCAUCUUAGCUGCAGUCAGUAGGAGAGCAGGCAGAGACGACGAAAAGGCUACGACAAGUGUCCCUAUCUUUCCGAGUCCUUACUGUUCCGUUUAGUCGGACAGCACACAAACGACUGUUUACUGUGAUCUGGUCCAAAAGAGCUAGUUCUGCCCUAUGACUCAAUGCUAUACCUACUCCAGAGAGACCAAGGCAAGCUGCAUCAGAGCUUCCAGAUACACGAAGUAUGAAUGGAGUUGGUUCUUUAUUAUGACAUGAUGAUGAUGUCAAAUGAAUGACGCUACUCGGAUCUUGUAUGCUCAUUUAGGAGACGCAGCAUACAUUGAUUGUGCGAGAUUCUAAAGUCCUAACUAAGGAAGCCUGUUGUCUUAUUUGGCAGUGUUCGGACGUUAAAAGUUCCUACAUGUAGUUUAAAGCGUGGUUUCAGGAGACCAGGAAUAACAUUCCGCGUACUCGAAUCGUUUGCCCUAUUGGUGCGAGGUGAUAAAGAGACGUGAGAAGGGUUAGUCGUGGAGAUAAGAGAGUUAUUAAGAGGUUUAGGAAGGAUUUGAAUGUGACCAACUGGGUCUCGUGUGCUGAUACGGGUAUGAGGGUUAAUUUCACUUCCCGGCUGCCCACACCAUGGAAGGGUAUUUCUUGAGGUACCUGAAAAGGAAGUUGGAUUAAUGUUAGUCUUGACCACCUGGGAGCGUAACCACAGAGUCCAAGGGACAACUGCCUGAGGCUGAUCGCUCAUGGACUUUUUGUGGUUUUUUUGACGUGUUAGCUCUGUUAUUUAAAGGGCCUUACCACCGGAGACGCAAAUCCAUGAGGUAAGGUGAGACGUGACAUUUUAUAACCCCUUCCUUCCUUAUGAGAAGGCAACAUCACUGCAGAUGCUGGUUGUCCGAGGGGAACACCUUACUUCUGUCACACCUCUCUACAGUCAGCAGUAUGACUUCGCCCUCAGACCUUGAGUUGCUGCUUUUGGUCUUACCGUUCUCCAAUAGCCCUGCCUGGCAUGAUAGAACCUACACGAACAUACGUUCCAGCCAAUACAUUAUUAUUAUUUUCUAAAGAUUACUCAUUGCGUUUUUGUUUAUUAUCCAUGUAAACACUUCCUCGUUUGAGAUAAGAUGGUUACCUCAUUGAUCGAGUCGAAAGGCUCACUCAGUUUAAAUAUAUCCAUACAUUACAAACAAUUGGAAUUAUGAUUUUUAAAACUGUUCCUUACUAAGAUAUUCCCUACUUUUAGGUCUGGGUCUUUUGUAUAUCCCAAUAAAGAUGCCAAAGAGUAAGUCCAUUGAAGCACGUCCAAGGAGACGUAAGCAAAGUCAAAGAAUUGAGGAGCUUACCAAUUCAGUUUCUGAACAUCCUAAACACGAAGUAAACCACAUAUCACACUUGUCAGAUGGCUCACGCCACUCAAAACCCAGAAGCCGUGUUGGCCGUGAGCGGUCAUUCCUAACAGAUUUCCACAUUGUAAACAAAGUUCCAAAGUGGCUCAUUUUAUCUUUCAUAUAUUUGGGGAUCUUAAUUUUUUUGAUGAUGCUUGCCUUUCGUCAAGUGAUGGUAUGGUAUCAGGGAAAACAAGUUAUUACUCCACUUCAUCUACCUAAAGUAAUAUCGGAUGCUUCAUUGCAUGAACGAUCUCAUAGUUUGUUUUGGGGAAGUUAUCGUCCUGGAAUUUAUUUUGGUAUGAAACAUAGAAGCCCCAACUCUCUUUUGUUUGGGGUUAUGUGGACAAUCCAAGAUCCAGAAAAUUUUGCCUACCGCCACUCAUGUGAUCAAUUCGAUGGGGUUCUAAGCUACAACUGGUUGGAACACGAUGGUCGUACUUUUGGAACACAACAAAUAGUGGACACCCAUCAUAUUAUCACGAUAUCUUUUGUAAAACCGUCUUCUGACUUCAUUAGGAGUGACUGGACAGUAAGAAUUUCGGCAGUUGCGCGGAAUCGUACUUCUAUGGAAUAUCCAUUGUCGGUAAUUGUCUACUUUUAUUAUCCUGGUGACAAAAAUGACUUCUUCUUAGAACCAGUCAUUUCGAAUAAGAAAAUUACAGGAUUACACGGUAGUUCAAUGGAAUUGAGUGAUUUUCAUAUUUCAUUUCAUCCUACUCCUCACAAAUUACAGGAGAGUUCUCUCAUGGCUUAUAUACCUAGGGAAGAUGCAAUUAAAGAGACAAUGUUUACUGGUUUAGGAGUUAGAAGAGAUAAGAAUUUUUUGGUAUUGAGAGGUGUCACAAACAAUCAUGAUAAAGACCAACCUCCAAAUGCAUGGUUUUAUGAAACAAGUACAAAACCCAAUGAAAAUAAUCAACCAAUUUUGGAUGUUGAAUUCUUCCGAUCUCAAAGUUCAUUUGAAGGUUUUCAUGGGAAUAGUUUCUCUGAAGAGUUAUCUAAACAGUCUAUAAGUUUCCAUAAACGUUUUGUUGAAAGAUUCAAUGUGGAUUUAACAAAGUUUUCUGAUAGACAGGUCAACUUAUCUAAAAUUGCAGUCAGCAAUUUACUGGGUGGUAUUGGUUUCUUUUACGGCACAUCGUUAGUUCGUUCGCCUGAUAUUGGACCGGAACCAGUAUCUAAUUGGGCGUCUAGUUUAUUUACUGCCACUCCAUCUCGUCCUAACUUUCCGCGUGGAUUUUUAUGGGAUGAAGGAUUUCAUGGUUUAAUAUUGGCCCGAUGGGAUCCAAAUCUUGCAAUGGAAACAGUCGGUUCAUGGCUCGAUCUUAUGAAUGCUAAUGGUUGGAUUCCACGUGAACAGAUUUUAGGCUGGGAGGCCAGAUCGAAGGUUCCAUCCGAAUUUGUUGUUCAAUCCUCCGAGGUUGCCAAUCCACCAUCUUUGAUUUUGACUGUUGAGGCUUUGUUAGAUCGUUUGCCUCGACUAACUGUCGCUGAAGCUAAUGAAUUUCGUCGUUGGUCUAUGUUAAUUCUUCCAAGGCUACAUGUUUGGUAUCAGUGGUUCAAUACUACUCAGAUUGGUCCAGUCCCUCUGUCAUAUCGUUGGCGCGGUCGCAACCCAAAUGAAAUUCAUCAGCUGAACCCUCUUACAUUGAGUUCUGGAUUAGAUGAUUUCCCUCGUGCUUCUCACCCAACUGAUGAUGAACGUCACAUUGAUUUACGUUGUUGGAUGACUUUGUUCGCUCGUGUAAUGGCGAAAUUGGCUUCUGUUGUUACACAAUUUAUGCAGACAGAUCAAAAUGCAAAUAGUCGAUCAAAGUUAGAAGGGACUCGUUCAUUGAUUGUUGAAUAUACCCGUUGGGCUGAUCUCUUAUCAGAUCAAAGUGAACUGGAUAAACUUCAUUGGUCAGAAAAGCAGGGCCGCUAUGCUGAUUAUGGUCUGCACACAGACUUUGUUAGACUGGAGAUGCCUGAUAUACCAAAGGGAUCACAUGUUUCUAAUGAGAUGAAAUUGGUACGAGUAGCUGUGAAAACCCCAUCACUGCAGUUAGUGGACACUUCGUUUGGAUAUGUAAAUUUAUUCCCAUUUAUUUUGAAAGUUCUUUCGCCUACAUCACCACGACUUCCUCGUUUGUUAGCUGACCUGAGUAAUAAGGAAUUACUGUGGUCUGAGUUCGGCUUGCGUUCAAUCAAUCUUAAGUCUCCUUUUUAUCAUACACACAAUACCAAAGAUGACCCACCCUACUGGCGAGGUGCUAUAUGGAUAAAUAUAAAUUAUUUGGCCGUACAGUCACUACGUUAUUACGCCCACCAUUCGCGUACACCUGUACCUGUCGCUGCAGAGGCUAAACGGUUAGCUGAACAACUGACGCAAAAUUUAGCACGUACCGUAUUAGGUGAACUUGAACGAACAGGUCAUUUAUGGGAACAGUAUAAUGAUCAGACUGGAAAUGGUCAACGUGGUCAUCCGUUUUCAGGAUGGACGAGUUUAAUUAGUUUAAUAAUUAGUGAUAGUUCUUAACUUUUUUUGUUUUUAUCAUUUAUGUACCGUGACUUAUUGUUGUAUAUCCUCUUUCUUUUUUACGUAUUUUGUCUUUAUGUUGUUAUAUUUUUGAUCUGACGAAUAAAUUUUGGUGGAAUAAUAGGAGGUAUCUGAAUGGAUACUAAGUGAUUUUUCAAGUAGAAUAAUUUUUUGGUCUUGUAGUCGGUAAUAAGGCUUGAAAAGUACAGUGCUAACAAACCAACAACUCAUGCGAAGACUGUUAUGAACCACUUUCAAGCAAUUAUCUUUUGGCCUCUGGAGUUAUCCUUCCGGGUCAUUAGGACCACUUCUACUCGUAAAAAAUGAAUGUAAUCCUUAAGUAGAGAGGGAAAGUCGAAUUAAAAGACACGGAUGAAUCUUUUGAUAUUUCAACCCAGAGAACAGAUAAUGGUUAUUGUUCGUUCUAAUAAUGUUUGGAUCACUGUUCAUUCAUAACAAGUAUCAACUUUGAUUAUAAGAAGAGAGCUACAUAGCCUAGAGACUCUUAACAUCAAAACGACUAUGGAUAGAAUUAGAGUAUAUAACCACCAGUCAUUGUUGGGGGAGAUUUUACAGAAUUAUGCCGUUCGCUCUGCAGCAAUUGUUUGAGAUUCGACUAUGCUCUAGUGAGACCAUGUAUUUUUAUACGUUUUACUGGAAGUUACAAUGCGAAUUCUCUUUAGAAAAAAUAAAGAUCAAAAGAAAUUCAAAGAGAACACGAUAAAACACUUAGUUGC